Messenger RNA from Drosophila suzukii, 849 nucleotides. RefSeq lists its product as uncharacterized. The record is from RefSeq and is a predicted model, not a curated record. NCBI's taxonomy places the organism in Eukaryota, Metazoa, Arthropoda, Insecta, Diptera, Drosophilidae.
UGCGGUAAGCCUGGUGGAUAUCAAUGAUAAUGGCACCCAUAUCAAGACAAUUAAACGGAUACCGCACAAAUUUGCAUCCGUAUAUGUUCUUUUCGGCCAGUUUUAUUGCUCCACUUUCAAGAUUCUAGGCGGCUCGGGUAUAUAAGAUCUCCGUAACCCCCAACAGAUCAGCACAAACCAUCCAGCCUUCAAGCUAGACUAACAAAAAAAGAACCAACCUUACAAAAAUGAAGUUCUUCAUCGCCAGUUUCCUGAUCGCCGCCUGCGUGGCCCUCGCCCAGAGCAGUGUGAUCUACUCCCCGCUAGCCUCCGUUCCCGUGGCCACCGUUCCCGUGGUGCGAUCCGUGUCCGUGCUCCGCAGUGUUCCGGUGGUGCGAUCCGUGCCCGUGGUUCACAGGGUUCCAGUGUUGCGUCAUGUGUCCGUGAUCGACUCCGUACCGGUGGUGCCCUCCGUGGUUCGCGUAGGACACGCCUCCGUCUACGAUGCUCCUCUGGUCCAAUCCUACGGCGGCUGGCUGAAGCAGAAGUAGAUGGAUAUCCAUGUUAACGACCUUUCCUUAUGUGCAAAAUAAACCCUGAAUAAAACUAACAACUAAAUAAAUCGAUGAUUUACUUUUAAAGGUUAUAAGGUUUGAAGAGCUAUUGGGUAAGGGUGAUAAAUUCCUAGGUGCCAGAUCAUUAAUCUUAAGCUAAAUCAAUUUUAUGUGGCUAAUGGUGCGGGUAACCAAGAUUAUGGGACUUAAAGGUAAAAGUAAGUAACACAUUUAGUUUCAAAGUAAUGGCGCCAAGCUAUCUCCUAAAUAUGAGUGCCAAUCUCUAAAUAAUAAACGAAAACUGCACCGAAAACUU